Molecule: messenger RNA, 5200 nt
Organism: Meriones unguiculatus (Mongolian gerbil)
Lineage: Eukaryota; Metazoa; Chordata; Mammalia; Rodentia; Muridae
Gene: Iqce
Product: IQ motif containing E
Exons: 25
Coding region: 723-3428 (901 amino acids)
Molecular function (GO): protein binding
Source: RefSeq, a predicted model, not a curated record
AGUGGUAGGUGCUAUACAGUUGUAAUCCCAGCAUUGAGGGAGCAGAGACAGGAAGACGUUGACGCAAAUGAGACGCUGUGUUUACACCUACCCCUGGCCUGCUGGGCCACAGAAGUGUUCCUCAUCUGGCCUGGGCGGCAAAAACCAGUCAGCUGGGGUUUACCGCAGCUGGGGCUCGCCCACGGACAGUCAGGGUGGGCACUCUUUUCCUCAAGGCGCCAGACCCCACGUCUAACAAUUAGGGAGCCAACAGCUCGGCUUAUUUAGAGGAAAAAAAAACAUUUAAAUAGGUGCCAAUCGUUAAGGACGGUGCCUGGCACUCUGUCCCCUGUGUCCGCUCAGCCUGGCGACCCAAGAACCUCUGCCCACUGGACUGCGUAGGGGCAGCCACCGUUUGCUGAAACCCAACUCGGGCUCCUGUAGUUAGAGCGUGGCUCGAGGUACAGCCAGCCUUGCGUGCAGGAGAAACCAAGAAACAAAACAACAGAACCCCACAAGAGACAAGGUGAAGCCGUGCAGUGCAACCCGGGGACGGUACCUGGCUGCCCCCCUCCGCCCGCGCUCACGCUGCGCGCGCACACGGUUCGCUGGGCUCCGGAGGAAGGACCACAUCCGGGGCCCUGUGGCCGCGGCACGGUUGCCAUGGUAGCAGGGUGGCUGGCAGGCCUCCCACGCUGAGGGCCAAACUCGCAGCGACCGGGAGGCCGCGCAGCGCCGCGACAAUGAGCGAGGGCACAGCAGAUCUGGCCUCGGAGACGGGAGAUGAUAGUCUGUCUGCGAUCACUUUUGAUUCUGACGUUGAGACGAAAACAAAAAGAAAGGUUUUCCAGAAACCUCCUCCCACAUCACCAAAGUCACCUUACUCCUCCAAGUCCAAAAAAGUGACACCCUGGCGUGCUCUGAAGACAACAGGAAGUAUGCCUCUGAGUAGCAGAAUGUCUCUGACCCCGCAGAAGCUGUGGAUAGGAGGAGGAUCGAAACAGGGAAGUGGGACCCAGCCCCUGAGCUCCACACAUCCCUCGGAGCACGCGUGGACCCAUCCCCCCAGCUGCACUCCUGACUACUUGACAGAAGCCGUGAAAGCGAAGAGGGCAGACCUCAAGCGUUCUGGCAGCCAUGGUCACGGCUCUGGGACAUCUGUGUACAGAGAGAAGGAGGACAUGUAUGAUGAAAUCAUUGAGUUGAAGAAGGCUACCCAGGAGGAAAGCCCACGCCUGCCUAGGAAAGGCCAAGCCUUCCAACCACCUCCCGAGAGCUCCCCGGGGCAGGCAAGGCGCCUGCAGGGGCUCACUUCAACAGGAGUCCUGGUAGCUUCCACGUCCUUACAUAUGCAGAAAAGUGACGUGGAUCUGAUGAGAACAAAACUUCGGCGCCUGGAAGAGGAGAAUAGCAGAAAGGAUCGGCAGAUAGAGCAGCUUUUGGAUCCAGGGCGAGGCUCAGACUUCGUGCGGACCCUGGCAGAGAAAAGGCCUGAUACUGGUUGGGUUAUCACCGGGCUCAAGCAAAGGAUCUUCAGGCUGGAGCAACAGUGCAAGGAAAAGGACAACACUAUCAACAAACUGCAAACCGACAUGAGGACCACCAACCUGGAGGAGAUGCGCGUCGCCAUGGAGACGUACUACGAAGAGAUCCAUCGUCUGCAGACCCUCCUGGCGAGCUCUGAAGCCACAGGAAAGAAGCCCAUUCUUGAUAAGAAGCUGGGUGUGAAGAGGCAGAAGAAGAUGAGCAGCGCUCUGCUGAACUUGACUCGGAGCGUGCAGGAACUGACAGAGGAGAACCAGAGCCUGAAGGAGGACCUGGACCGCAUGCUGAGCAAUUCCCCUACUGUCUCCAAAAUAAAGGGUUAUGUAGAUUGGAGCAAGCCCCGGCUGCUGAGACGCAUUGCAGAGCUAGAAAAGAAAGUGGGCUCUGCAGAAAGCCCGAAGACGGCAGCUACCCCAGAGCUGGUCAAGUCGAAUCCCGUGGUCCACUCCUCAUCAAACAACAUGGUACAAAAGCAGCCGAAAGAGGACCAGCCCAAGGAGGAGCAGCCCAAAGGGGAUCAGUCGGAGGAUCAGGAGCAACUCCGAAAAACCGUGACAAGCCUGAAGGGGGAGCGGAGGACGCUGCAAGCGCAGCUGCUGGAGAGAGACCUAGAGAUGAAGCAGCUGCUACAGGCCAAGGUCCACUUGGAGAAGGAGCUGGAGAUGAUCAGGGAAGGCGAGAAGGAGAGGCAGGAGCGAGAGCAGGCUUUGAGAGAGAAAGUUGAAGCCCUCGCCAACAAAUGUCAAGAACUGGAAGAAGCUAAGAGACAAGAGAGAAAUUCAUUCUUAGCGAUAGAGCUGGCAGAAGCUAAGAGACGAGACAGAGAUUCUUCUGCACCAGUAGAAGAGAGAUAUUCUUCCGUGGCAGAGACUCAUGAGGCCGACCCAGAGCUCCACGCUCCCUCACCCUGCAGCGGGCCCUCCAGGCCAGUCUCCAACAAUGAGCCCGACUUCCACGACAGCGCCAGCGACAGGGGUGGCUCCUGGCUCCCCACGCCGUCCCCCGAAGAGAGGAGAGAGGCUGCCGUCAGGACCCUGCAGGCCCGGUGGAAGGCCCACAGACACAAGAAAAGAAAAGCAGCUUUGGAUGAGGCAGCAACUGUGCUCCAGGCGGCCUUCAGGGGACACCUAGCUCGGUCGAAGCUGGUACGCAGCAAAGCUCCAGACUCUGGGUCUCCCAGCGUGCUGAGCGCCCCCAGCCUUCCCAACCAGCUGCAGAGCUCUCCCACACCCCAUACCCCAAGCCCUGGCUCCCUGGCAGAAGACAGUCCAGUACAACAGGAGGCCAUCACUGCCAUCCAGUCCAUCCUCCGGGGAUACCUGGCCCAGGCCAGGUUCAUUGCCAACUGCUGCAGAGGACUAGCCGCCGCGUCUCAGAGGGAAGCUGUGGCAGCCAUGUGCUGGGAACCCACCUCCCCACCCUCCCUCGCAGCUUCUCCUGGGAAAGACAACCAGGAGAGCAGUGGGGAGGCUGCCAAGGAUGAAGAGGAGGCAGAGGAGCCGGCAGGCCUGCAGCCCAACUCAGGAGCAAUAAGAGCAGGCCUCUGUGCCAAGGAGACGCUGAGGGAGACUGCUCCAGGCGAACCUGCCCCCUCCUCACAGCAACCCUUGGUCCCCCAAAGGACCACCUCAGACUCCUCCCAAGGUGGCCAGUGGGACUGCUCAUCCCCAUCCAGUCUAGAGGCUGUGCCUGAGUCCAGUGUAAAGGAUGUGAUGUGCCCGGGUAUGUGUGAGGAAAGGAGCAGCAGCACCAGAAGUGCCAGUCCAUCCCAGGCAGAGUCCUGUCCCCAAGGACUGCAGCCCGUGUCACCACGACCUGUGGAGGGCUUCUAUUCGGAAGACUCCGAUGACGACAUUAUCUUUUCGCCAUUUCUGCCCAGAAAGAAAAGCCCCUCCCCAUUCUAGGACCCCAGUCCUUGCCUCCAGGUGAGGUGGCUGUGGGCCAGGCUAGAGGACUUACCAAGUGACUUUGAGAAGACGAGCUGUCUCGCUAGGGAAACUGCCCUACCUCGGGAACACCUCAGCCGUCGGUUUUCUUACGUGUUGUGCCUGUGCCUUUGAGAGCCUGGUGGCUCUGUGCUGCUGUCUGGGGAGGGUGGGUAGCCACCUCCCGCUUCCAUCCCUGGCUGCAGCCGCUGUGUUCCCAGUGCCCACAGAUAGGUCCACCCCAAGUCAGGGCAGCAGGGAGUCCUGCAAAGAACUCUCGAACACUCUACUGCCUGCCCUUGACCUUGGCCCCAUCAGCUGCCAUCAAGGCUCAGCCUUCCUCGCCCUGUGCCACCUAGUGCCUUAGCAGGUGACACUGCCACGUCUCCUGUCCCCACAGCCGAAUGCGGUCACAUCAGAGCCAGCAAGAAGCUAUGGCCAACAGGGUUCCCAGCUGAGCCCUGUCCCCUCUGCUGUCAUACCCCACCAUCUCCAUCCUUCUCGGAGGGGGACCAGGCAGUGUCCACAGAGUGAGUGGCACAGCUGCUACUGAGAGGCAGCCAGGGCACAGAUCCCACAGGUCACCCUGUGGAAGGGUGGAGAGCCGGGCCAGCGGGCAGCCGUCAUCCCAGAGGAGACAAGUCUCAGGGAAAGAUGAGUUCCAGGGCAGCCCUGUCGCCCUGUCACUGGUGCACAGGCGCAUCUGCAGGCCAAUGGUGCCACCGGCCCACUCGGCAUCCAGCAGCUUGUCUGUGAAACCCGCCACUGCCAGUGGGUGGGAAUGAGGGGCUUUGGGCUCGGACAGGGUUUUAGGAGUAGCCAGGCUCCAUGUAGCUUAGUCUGCUGCCCAAGGGCCUCCACAGGUCCCUGGGGAUGGAACUCCCUGGUUCCUUAGGAUUGGCUUUUGUCUCAGGAAAAAACUAAUGCUAGAAGCUUCCUUCUUGGACUAGACCAGUGGCAAGACCCAAGGGGUUUGUUUUUAGGAACCAUUUAAUUCCUGGCACCCUUCUGCACAGAAUACCUGCCUGAGCGCGUGCACAACAGGCUAGGCAUGGGAGGCUCAGGAAGAGAGCUGGCCUUGGCGGUGAGAGGCUGGGAAGGGGGCCCAGCUUUGUCUCCCUGCCCAGGAAGGGUUAAGUGCCCCUAAGACUGGGCUGGGCCGGGCCGGGCCGGGCACAGCUGCCUACCCCUUCUCUCCACCAGGGGGCUAAACCCGACUCGGCCAGGAUCCUGGCCAUCUCACUUGCCAAGUCAGUUUUCUUCCCGGUGAACUGGUGGUAAUUUUGCCAACAUGGCCGCCAUCUGGAGCCCUCUGUAGAUCAGUGUCCCUGUCACAGCCUGGGCGUGUUCCCUGUGACCCGCGCCACCACUUCAGACCCACCCACUAGGGCACAGGAUGCCUUGUGCACCUGCCUGUACCUGGGGGGGGCGGGGCAGGGGGCCACAUUUGGCUGCUCUGACCCUCCCUUGUUUAACAGCAGCCAUUGAGUGUUCUGAGAGUGAGCAGUCAGGAGUUUGGGGGAUGGUCUCCUGGGGCUGCCCCACCUCGGGAAAAGGACACUGCAAGAUGCCACCCCAGCUGCAGGGCAGUCUGUAUAUCUUGAGGCGCACCUAGCCUGCCCAGUGGGCUCUAAGGUCAAGAUCAGCUCUGCCCUUAGGUUUUCUAAGAACAUGUCCCUGGAGACCAGAAAGUUGUAAACCUCCUGUCCUUUGGUGCAGCAACUAAUCUAUUAAAGUAACCCUGUCUUGAA